Venustampulla echinocandica is the source of this 1329-nucleotide messenger RNA. RefSeq lists its product as uncharacterized. NCBI's taxonomy places the organism in Eukaryota, Fungi, Ascomycota, Leotiomycetes, Helotiales, Pleuroascaceae. The record is from RefSeq and is a predicted model, not a curated record. The transcript has a single exon. The coding region runs from base 1 to 1329 and encodes 442 amino acids.
AUGCGUUCAAUUCUUAGCAUUUCAUUGGCACUUGGUGCUCUCUACCAGCAAACCUCUGUUGUAGCCAUACCCCUAGAAAGGCGGUUUGAGGUUCAGGAACGCCAUUGGGGCGGGCAUCGUCACCGCAAAGGUCAUGGCCAUGGCAACCCCCAAUCAACAUUAACUACUCUUCCGUCGGCGGUCGAAACAGCAAAUUCCACGGGGACAGUAAUUGUUCCCUUGUCUUCUGCCACAGGAGCAGCUCGUGGAACUGUCGCCACAAAACCCAAGUCCAAGGGCGAUAACAAUGACGAGGACGAGGACGACGAUGAAGACGACGACGACGACGACGAGGACGACGAGGACGACGACGAGGAUGACGAGGGAGAUGAAGACGAAAAUGCGGCCCCCACUAGCAAGGCAGGCAAAGCACCUGUGCCAACAAAGACCGGAGGCAAAGCACCUGUGCCAACAAAGAUCGCAACCGGAGCACCUCUUCCAACAAAGAUCGCAACUGGGGCACCUCUUCCAACAAAGAUCGCAACCGGAGCACCUGUGCCAGCAAGCUCCGCAGCCGGAGCACCUGUGCCAACCAGCACCGCAGCCGUGCCAGCAGCCGGGUCCAUCUGGAAGCCCGCCGCAGGAACGACCUGGCAAAUCCAAAUCACCAACGCCGUCACUGACGUGAACAUGCCCGUCGAUGUUUACGACAUUGAUCUCUUUGAUAACAAGGACUCAGGCGUGAUCCAAAAGCUCCAGGCGAACGGAAAGAAAGUAAUCUGCUACUUCUCCGCCGGAAGCUUCGAGGACUGGCGUCCAGAUCAAUCCUCCUUUGCCGAGGCAGACAAAGGCAGCGACCUAGAUGGCUGGCCAGGAGAGCGCUGGCUCAACACCAACAGCCCAAACGUCCGCAAGAUUAUGUCCGCACGCCUGGACCUUGCAAAGACGGCAGGCUGUGAUGCUGUGGACCCCGAUAACGUCGACGUAUAUGAGAACAAGAACGGCAUCAACAUUAAGUUCGAAGAUUCCAUCAGCUACAUGCAGUGGUUGUCUGACGAAGCACACUCGCGCGGCAUGGCCAUCGGCCUCAAGAAUGGUGGUGAUAUGGUGAAGAGCUUGCUUUCAUCCGUGGAGUUCCAAGUCAACGAGCAGUGCGUGGAGAUGAACGAGUGCGAGCUGUUCGUGCCAUUUGUCAAGGCUAACAAGCCCGUUUUCCAUAUUGAGUAUCCCAGUGGUUCGUCACUCACGAACUCGAAGGUCGUUUCGCAGUUUUGUGUUGAGAAGGCAUCGAACAACUUUUCAACUGUGUUGAAGGAUUUAGACUUGGAUUCUAAGGUCCAGUUCUGCUAG